CGUGGCCUCCUUGGAACGAGUCCUGGAACUGCUGGGAUCCAGUCCCUGGACAGAGGGCCGGCCAGGGCGCUGGGGUCGGUUGGGGAACCCCCUCCGGACUCCUUCCCUGGCCCACUUUGUUCCCAUAUAACCCACUUCAUGGAGCCCCGAGCUUCGUGCUUGAGCACUCGGAGCUCCUGCCACCACUGUCCCCUGCCCGGCGGGCACUCCAGCCAGGCCGAGACCAUGAGGCAGCUGCCAGCUGUGGCCCUGCUCCUGCUGCUGCUGCGGUCCGGGACUCAGGGGGGUGAGGCACUAAACGCCUGCGGACGCCCGCGGAUGCUGAACCGGAUGGUGGGCGGGCAGAACGCCUUGGAGGGCGAGUGGCCCUGGCAGGUCAGCAUUCAGCGAAACGGAAGCCACUUCUGCGGGGGCAGCCUCAUCACGGACCGGUGGGUCCUCACCGCCGCGCACUGCUUCUCCAACACCUCUGAAACACCCCUGUACCAAGUCCUGCUGGGGGUGUUGCAACUGGCGAGGCCAGGGCCACACGCUGUGUAUGCCCGGGUGAAGCGGGUCGAGAGCAACCCCCAGUACCAAGGCAUGGCCUCGAGCGCCGACGUGGCCCUGGUGGAGCUGGAGGCACCUGUGACCUUCACCAACUACAUCCUCCCCGUGUGUGUGCCUGACCCCUCCGUCGUCUUUGAGACGGGCAUGAACUGCUGGGUCACCGGCUGGGGCAGCCCCAGUGAACAAGACAGCCUGCCCAAACCCCGGACCCUGCAAAAGCUCGCCGUGCCCAUCAUCGGCACGCCCAAGUGCAACCUGCUCUACAGCAAGGAUGCGGAGUCCGGCUUCCAGCCCAGAACCAUCAAGGAUGACAUGCUGUGUGCGGGCUUCGCUGAGGGCAAGAAGGACGCCUGCAAGGGAGAUUCCGGGGGCCCCCUGGUGUGCCUCGUGGGCCAGGUGUGGCUGCAGGCCGGAGUGAUCAGCUGGGGCGAGGGCUGCGCCCGCAGGAACCGCCCAGGUGUCUACAUCCGGCUCACCUCCCACCACGACUGGAUCCACCGGAUCAUCCCAGAGCUGCAAUUCCAGCGGGCAGGGCCGGGUGGUGCCCAGAAGCGGGAUCCCCGGAACCUGCAGCCCCUUGUUCGGAACUCUGCAUGCUGCCCGGCUGCCCGAGCCGUCCUCCUGGUCCUCGCAGCCCUGCUUGCCUUGCUCUGAGCCUUGCUUGGGCCGGUGGGCAGCAGCUGCCCAGGUCCACGAUGUACAUUUGUAAAUAACUCUCCAGUUCCCCCUCCUCUCAA
Cervus elaphus (red deer) is the source of this 1286-nucleotide messenger RNA. It is a transcript of the gene PRSS27, whose product is annotated as serine protease 27. NCBI's taxonomy places the organism in Eukaryota, Metazoa, Chordata, Mammalia, Artiodactyla, Cervidae. The transcript is spliced from 7 exons. The coding region runs from base 139 to 1203 and encodes 354 amino acids. The record is from RefSeq and is a predicted model, not a curated record. Gene Ontology annotation, molecular function: serine-type endopeptidase activity. Gene Ontology annotation, biological process: proteolysis.